UUAUGUAUAACUAGGUAAAUUUUGAUUCUGCGUUAUACAGUGACAAGUCAAGAUAUGUAAACUGUUGCGCUUAAUGUUUGUUCAAAUUGUAGCUGAUUGUAUAUUUGUCAUGUGUAGACCCGGCUAUUCCAUAUGAUUUUUUGUUUGUGUUCUUGUGUGUGCGUUUUUUUCUCUCUUUCUUACCGAUAUUCCGAUUAAUAGAAGCUUGUUUUUUUUCGGUUUGUGGUGUUUUCUUUGAAAAUUUUGAUCCAUUGGAAAUAUGGUCUCGAAAGAAGCAUUCGUGAACAUCAUAACUGGGGAUAUCAGACUUUGUGAAUCCCUUUACGACAUAUUGCCUGGGAUAAUCGGUUUCUCUUCGCUGGUUAACGGGAUGGCGGUCGCUUGGCCUUCGACGGCUUUGAUCAAGUUCAGGAGGCACGAAGCCGACUACUUCCUCACCCCUAAGCAACGCUCCUGGGCUGUUUCGUUCAGCUACUUGAGCCAGAUCCUGAUAGUUGUACCGACGGCCCUCAUGCAGGACCGAUACGGUAAAAAGAAACUCCUCCUCAUUUUCUACUGGAUGCACUUCGUCGUCUGGGGGAUAAUCUGCCACUACAGGUCCCACUCCGGUUUCAUCCUCUCGCAGAUCCUGGCCGGGAUCAAUUUCGGUUUCUCGAUACUCAACGGGCCGACUUUCCUCGCCGAGCUGACCAACCCGGUGAAGAGAGGGAGGUCGGCCUCCAUCCUAAACGCCUUCUUUCUACUAGGCACCAUCAUCGAGACGGUCAUCAGCACUGCGUUGGACUACAAGACCCAGGCGUUCAUCUCCGGUGGAAUAGCAGCAGCUCUCUACCCGUUCCUUUUCUCGGUACCGGAGAGUCCUUAUUUCCUCAUAAGGUCGGGCAACGUCGACCAGGCCAUCUACGAAAUGGGGAGGAUGAGGGGUGUCAAACUACGACAGGAAGAGGUGAACGCUAUAAUGAAAGUAUCAGUUGGAAAGGGCGUGUCCUAUUGCGACAUUCUCGUCGACCCGGCGAUCAGAUAUUCAAUGAUGAGGGGCUUACUGCUCACCUUCAUACAGAGGGGGUCAAGCUACACUCCCCUUCUCGUCUACCCUGCCCAGCUCCUCCCGGCCAGCUUCAUACGGGCCAAGUACAUCCCUUGCAUACUCAACAGCUGCAUAUUCGCCGGGAUAUGUAUAUCGGGGAGCCUCGUCGACCUGUUCGGCAGGAAGAGUUUCAUGAUAGUCUCGACUCUCGGCACGAUGGUAUUCCAGGCGGCGCUUUCUUGGUGGUUCUGGGCCCACGAGUACGACCUAUACGACAACCGAGCACCCCAGCUACCCCUUCUCAUCUUCAUGGUCCACAAUUUCAUGUACGGGAUCGGACUGUUCUGGAUACCGGGCCUAGUCACGAACGAACUCCUCCCGGUCAGGAUAAGAGCCAAAGCGCUGAGCAUGAUACUCGUUUUCGGCGGUAUAUGCAGCUUCGUCUACAUCAAGAUAUUCAUAAUGAUAUGGAAGUCGAUCGGGGUUUACUGCAACUUCACCCUGUACCUAUUGGCGACCAUGGUCGGUUUCACAUACUCAUGGUUCAUGCUCGAGACUAAGAACAAAACCCUAGACCAGAUACAGCAGCAGCUUGCUAAGAAGCACAAGAGGGUUUCUAUCGAAUCAACGAACACGGAGAUGUCCGACCAGAUAGAAAUGGGAAAUUGGGGCCAAAGUGCGACCAAGCACAAUUAUCAGAUGCAAUCGGGACAGAAGAAAUGACAACCGACUAUCCCAAGACAAUUCAGCUGCUAAAAAAAGCCCCCCCCCAAAAAAAAAAAAAAAUCUCAA
This is a messenger RNA of Cimex lectularius (bed bug), 1819 nucleotides long. RefSeq names its product facilitated trehalose transporter Tret1-1-like. NCBI's taxonomy places the organism in Eukaryota, Metazoa, Arthropoda, Insecta, Hemiptera, Cimicidae. The coding region runs from base 260 to 1750 and encodes 496 amino acids. The transcript has 3 exons. Gene Ontology annotation, biological process: transmembrane transport. Gene Ontology annotation, molecular function: transmembrane transporter activity. The record is from RefSeq and is a predicted model, not a curated record. Gene Ontology annotation, cellular component: membrane.